AUGGAUGCUCAACGGACAUGUUUCCUAUUGAGCCAAGAGGAGAAGAUGGCAGCGGUGGCGCACUUGCUCGAACGGACGCCUAUUUUUUCAAAUGGCUACAAGUACCAGUUCCAGACAUGGCAUCGCAACGCGGAUGGUACUAUGGUUCCGGAUAAGAGGCAUGGCCAUGGUGGGGACCGCCAUGGGCCCGCAUAUCGGGCCGUGCAGGAAGCAGCUGGUGAGUGGGCGGGUGAGUGGGCGGGUGAGUGGGCUGGUGAGUGGGCUGGUGAGUUGGCUGGUACGUGGGCGGGUGGUGAGUGGGCGGGUGAGUGGGGGGGCGAUGAGUUAUCCGGUGAGUGGGCUGGUGAGUGUGCGGGUGAGUGGGCGGGGGAGUGGGCUGGUGAGUGGGCGAGUGAGUGGGCGGGAGAGUGGGGGGCUGGUGAGUGGGUGGGUGAUUGGGCUGGUGGGCGGGCGGGUGAGUGGGCGGAAGAUAGCGAUGUGGAGUGGGCGGGUGAGUGGGCUUGUGGUGAGUGGGCGGGUGAGUGGGGGGCUGGUGAGUGGGCGGGUGAUUGGGCUGGUGUGUGGGUGGGUGAUUUGGGCUGA
Molecule: messenger RNA, 582 nt
Organism: Closterium sp. Naga37s-1
Lineage: Eukaryota; Viridiplantae; Streptophyta; Zygnematophyceae; Desmidiales; Closteriaceae
Source: the annotation of a GenBank genome assembly